CAACCAAGGAGACUGAGUUCAGGUUCUAUCACCAGCGACGCUGAAAGUGAGAAUAACGAACCGGACCCACCUGUUGCACGAAGAGGACGCCGUUCUGCCAUUUAUGAAACUAAAAAUUGUGGUGACGUGUCCCCGACAACAUUAUCACCAGACGUCUCACCUAGCAACUCGUGUGAUGAAGGUGAAGGCGCAAGUAAUAUUGCUGAGAGGUUGCGGCGAAGGAGGAGCUCUGUGGAUUUGGCGAUGAAUAUAUAUCCAGGCGACCUCCUAGUUCAAGAGCACCACAAGAAGCUAAUCAAGAGAAAUACCAUUGCUGACUUUUAUGCGAGCGGUAAACAACCCAGCGGGGGACCCGGACCUCCUGGUGGGGGUAAGGGGAGGCAGCCAUUUUCUCUGCUCAAGCUGAUGAAGACCAGAAGUAAGGAAUCCUUGACAAAAAUUGAUGAAAUUCUCAAGAGGGUAAAACCGUCAGAAUUCAAGGACAAUCAUUUAGCAGCUUAUAAGUCGUUACAUUGGUCUGAUCUCAUCGCUAGCUCAGACAAACAACAGAACAGUCAAACCGCCAACAUCUCCGACACCGAGAGAAAAAGAAGAGAGGCAGUCUGGGAGCUGUUCAAAUCCGAGUGCGUCUUUCUUAUUGAUCAUCUGAUGGUGCUCAAACACGUUAGCUACACAUUCUGUAAGGACUUUAUUGCUGCUCUACUGAAAGAUAUGAGUAUCACCGACUUUGGACGAACGAAUGUUUUAUUGCAGGCAUUUCAGCGGAGUCUCAAGCCAAGUUUGAGUAAACAACCAUGUGAAAAAUUACUAGCGUGUCCUAAGAGACAAUUACUACAUGAGGGUCAAAUCACACUUGUUGAAAAUCCAAAGCCAUUAGAGGUUCACAUGUUCCUGUUUGAUGACAUUUUGCUUAUUACCAAAGUCAAGAAAAUCCCCAGAAAGUCUAAACAGUCAAACACAGAUACUCAGUCAGCAGCGCAGUCAGACAGGACUUCAUACACAGUGCUCAGACAGCCGCUGGCACUUGACAGAUUUACACUUCAUGAUAUAUCUACUUCUGAUGCAGCAGCUAGUGGUUUGAAACACUGCUUCGCUCUUGUCCAUGUGUCUCGAUAUCAGCAAAUUACUGGCGUGUUUACAUUGCAGGCAGCCUGUGACGCAACAAAGAAUUUAUGGAUAUCACAGAUCAAAGAAGCAAUGGAUGCCUAUGCCAAAGCUGCUAGCAGUCGCAACAAUUCCUUUAAAGAGAACAAGAGUCCCAAACCUAAGGAGAAAGAAUCAGCAAAUUCUAACGAACGAAGAGACUUUUCAUUUACAUCACCACGGAAGGGAAUGCAACACAGACGUAGUGAAAGCCUGAAGGGUGUGCCUACAAAAUCCCGAUCCAUGGAUGCUGUGUUUAUUUAG
Candidula unifasciata is the source of this 1407-nucleotide messenger RNA. Lineage: Eukaryota; Metazoa; Mollusca; Gastropoda; Stylommatophora; Geomitridae. The record is from the annotation of a GenBank genome assembly.